AUGAGCGCACCACUAGACGAUGCUAUAAAGCAGGCCAAACAGUUUGUUUCACAGAAUAAUGCUGACGCGGCUUUGCGGGUUCUUAAGCCGUUCCGGAAGUCUUUGAAGGGCGCGAACUCAUCGCACAUCGAGCUGCACCAGGCCUUUGUGGAAACGUAUCUCGAGAAAGGUGAGCUAGAAAAAGCCUACCCGUUGCUGGUUAGAGUCUGCGAGCUGGAUCCGCAGGGUCAGAUAGGUGGUUCGGACAAGUUUUUCACAUUGGGCCAAAUUGCAGGAGGCAGCGAUGGGCUUGGUUUGAUUACACAGGGCAUAGAAAACUUAUCAAGACAAGCUGGGGAGUUUUUGCAGCAGGAACAGGCCGAAAAAGUGGUGGCAGGGCUGUUGUCGAUGGUAGAAAUCUGGAUGACCGAUCUGUGCAUGGAGCCGGGCGCAGAAGAACAAUGCGAAGAACUUGUCAACAAAGCAAUGGAAGUUUCCGAAGAACAAUCAGCAGAGACGUGGGCUGCACUCGGCUCCAUGAGAAUAUCCCAGCAACGAUUCCCGGAAGCUGCAGAAGCGUUCGGGCGUUCGUGGCAUUUCUUCCAGGCCAAAAAAGCGGCAUUUGAUAAUGAAGAGCAGCAAAGUACCAGUAAUAUUCAUGCAGAAUUUGCGAAUAUGCUACAGCCGUUGCUGAAUCUCGCUAAAAUGUGCAUUGAGCUGGGAUUAUAUGACAUGGCCCUGGAGAUGGAGGCGGCCAUCAGAGACAUAGACGAGGACAACCUCGAAGGCCUGUAUUUGGAGGCCUUCACGCAUUAUCUUAUUUGCAAAUUGGAGCUUUUCAAGAUUCAAAAUCCUCAAGUGGAAGUUAACCCAGGAAAUGUUUUCGAAUUCAACCAGCAUUUCCAAGAGCUGCCUUUUGUGGAUGCGAAUGAUUUGAUCAAAGAACAUGGCUGGGAAGCUCGAAUUUUGUUGACGUACAUGGUCAAACUGGCUGAAAAUAAUGACCAAAACGACGAGAUUAAGAAGGAGUUGGUCAAUGGCGCCACAGAAGUCGUUUCCGAAUUGGGAGGAUUUGCAGAUAUCAAGGACGUUAUUCGCUACAAAAAGGGCGAAGACGUUGGUGACGAAGAGGAGUUAGAACUCAACGAACUCGACCGUACAGCAUAA
Molecule: messenger RNA, 1146 nt
Organism: Lachancea sp. 'fantastica'
Lineage: Eukaryota; Fungi; Ascomycota; Saccharomycetes; Saccharomycetales; Saccharomycetaceae
Source: the annotation of a GenBank genome assembly